UGGUGCCCCGCUUCCUGCGGUGACCCUGUGGGGUGCCCCAUCCCUCUGCUUGCUCCUCGGCCCCCAGCAGCACCCCCGAAGCACCUCUCACUAACGGCAUCACGCAGUUCGUUAGGCAAAAAUGAGGUGUGGGCGAAACCUCUGGCUGGGAAAGCCCUGAGGCGAGGGGCUGUGCUGGGCAGAGCCCCCCCCGGAUGGGCUAUAAACACCCAGCACGUGGGGGCUGCAGCACCCCAGCAGCUACAGCACCCCGGCGACCACAGCACCGACCCCGGAGGCUGGCGAUGGUGUGUCCCCUGGAGCAGGCGCUGGCCGUGAUGGUCACCACCUUCCACAAGUACUCAGGGAAGGAGGGUGACAAGUACAAGCUGAGCAAGGCCGAGCUGAAGGAGCUGCUCACCAAGGAGCUGCCCAGCUUCGGAAGCAAGCAAAUGGACGAGGGGGAGUUCAGGAGGCUCGUCAACGACCUGGACCACGACAAGGACAGCGAGGUGGACUUCAAGGAGUUCGCCUGCUUCCUGGCCUGCGUGGCCAUGGGCUUCAACGAGUUCUUCAAGGAGGCCAAGCAGCCCCGCAAGAAGUGACCCCGGUGCCGCCGGCGGCGGUUUUUCAAUAAAAGCCUUC
Molecule: messenger RNA, 624 nt
Organism: Oxyura jamaicensis (ruddy duck)
Lineage: Eukaryota; Metazoa; Chordata; Aves; Anseriformes; Anatidae
Product: protein S100-A4-like
Exons: 3
Coding region: 195-584 (129 amino acids)
Cellular component (GO): cytoplasm
Molecular function (GO): transition metal ion binding; calcium ion binding
Source: RefSeq, a predicted model, not a curated record